AUUAGGUUAGUAUCAAAUUUGUUCUGAGGGUAUAUCUAGGGAAUGUCGUUGAGGACUUUGGACCCCACGGGGACUGUCUGCAGUUACUACAGGAAAUAAAACGAUAUCCUUGCUUUUCUAUUGGUGGCUUUGGCUUCCCUUUUGAAGCGUUUCCAAACUAGUGGGACUGCCUGUUCUUAUUUCAAGGUCGUGCUUGACAUAUCUUCUAGAAUUUUUCUGGUCAUCAUGUGGUGCACGUGUUGGCGGAUAUGGCACGGUUUUGCUCGUUGAAAAUUCCUUCAGUCCUUACACGGUGCUUCUCCGUAACUACUCCCAAACUGCAAGGAUGCAGUGUAUUAAAUGAUGAGGACGACAUGCUGGCAAAGAAAGUACAACAGUUGUCCAGACGUCCCAUGCAGCCAAUACACUUUGAAGGACUUGCCCACUACUCAAAGAUGCCAGUAGAUCCUGUGUCUUGUGCUCAGUUUUUGCUGAAAGAGAUUCCUGUUCGCGUAGCUCACAUUCUUACAGACAUCAAUCAACUGCCCUAUAUCCUUAGAACGACGUCAUAUUUGAGAGACAUUGCUAGAGACUGUAAGAUCACUUUGGAAGAGUUGCUGAAACUUGGGCCACCAACUGAAGUAGCACUAUUUGUCGAUACUGCCAAAAACAUAUUGCAUCGUGACAGCAGGUUCUUGGACACUUACCAUGAAGGGUUGGUAUACAUGAAAUCAGAGUGUAGAAAAGAUGAGUUUGCUAGUCAACAACAGACAACUCAACAUCACACAGAUCGUUUCAUACAAAUCAGAAUGAGCAUAAGGCUACUUCUUUCACAUUAUUGCUAUUACUUUGACGAAGGGAAGUUUUGUGAUGACGACAAAUUUGAACUGAAAUGUGACAUAAUAAGCAAAAUCAAAAAAGCGGCAUCAGAAGCUCAGCAAUUGACUUCAAGAUACUUUGUGCACUUACCAGAUGUAGACAUGAAUUUUGAUACCACAAGUUUGCCAGACGGCCAUUGUAUAAUUCCAUACGUGCCAAGUUAUCUGUUCCAUGUCAUGCGUGAGAUUUACAAGAACUCAUGCAGAGCAACAGUUGAACAUGGUCAAAAACAAGGGUGUAAUGUCACUACACCAGUGUGGACAAAGGUUUACGAAGAAGAUGAACAUGUUGUAAUUCAGGUAUCAGACAAAGGAGGAGGCAUGAGCGAGAGUGUUCAUAAGCAACUUUUCAACUACAACUUUUCAACUGCCAGUCCAGAUCUGAUGCCCAAUGAAUUUAAUCGUCAACGAAUAGAACCACUGGCUGGACUUGGCAUGGGUUUGAAAGUAGCUCGUCUUUAUACGGAAUAUUUGGGUGGAAAUUUGAAGUUGAGAACAGAGGAGGGCUGUGGUACGGAGGUGUCUUUGUUUCUCAAAAGGCAAAAUACAUCAGAAGUGUUACCAAUGCCCAUCAUCACGUAAAAACUCAUAACCAAACUUUUUUAUAUAAAUAGUACCUUUGCUACAGACACUCUAGUUCUGUUAAUAUUCAGUUAAUAGUUUGGUUGGUGUAUGAGUCAGUAUACAUCGAGUUUACACAAUAUGCUAGAGAAGACAAUACACUGUA
Messenger RNA from Corticium candelabrum, 1584 nucleotides. Its product is annotated as pyruvate dehydrogenase (acetyl-transferring) kinase isozyme 4, mitochondrial-like. NCBI's taxonomy places the organism in Eukaryota, Metazoa, Porifera, Homoscleromorpha, Homosclerophorida, Plakinidae. Bases 249 to 1439 code for a protein of 396 amino acids. The transcript is spliced from 13 exons. Gene Ontology annotation, molecular function: pyruvate dehydrogenase (acetyl-transferring) kinase activity. Gene Ontology annotation, biological process: protein phosphorylation; regulation of glucose metabolic process. The record is from RefSeq and is a predicted model, not a curated record. Gene Ontology annotation, cellular component: mitochondrion.